Gossypium arboreum is the source of this 1366-nucleotide messenger RNA. Its product is annotated as splicing factor U2af small subunit B-like. Bases 232 to 1077 code for a protein of 281 amino acids. The record is from RefSeq and is a predicted model, not a curated record. Gene Ontology annotation, molecular function: metal ion binding; pre-mRNA 3'-splice site binding. The transcript has a single exon. Gene Ontology annotation, biological process: mRNA splicing, via spliceosome. Gene Ontology annotation, cellular component: spliceosomal complex; U2AF complex. NCBI's taxonomy places the organism in Eukaryota, Viridiplantae, Streptophyta, Magnoliopsida, Malvales, Malvaceae.
AAGCCCAUCAUUUACCAAACAACCGGUCUUUGCUUUUUGUUUACGAAGGCUUUCCCCGGCGUAUGCUCCAUCUCUCUCUUUCCCUUUCUUUUCCAAAAGAACUCCAAAAAUUAGGGUUUCGAAAACCCUAACUUUACCAUAGCUUCCCAAUUCUAUUUCUUCUUCAUCCCUUUUGUUUUUAAUAGAAAUUAAAUUUAAUAAUCUCGUUAUUGUGUUUGAUUUCCUUCAACAAUGGCGGAACACUUAGCCUCUAUCUUCGGUACCGAGAAGGACCGUGUUAAUUGUCCCUUUUAUUUCAAGAUUGGAGCUUGCCGGCACGGUGACCGGUGCUCACGUCUCCAUAACCGGCCGACGAUCUCCCCAACCAUCCUUCUUUCCAACAUGUAUCAGCGGCCAGAUAUGAUCACUCCCGGAGUAGAUCCCCAAGGACAACCCAUAGAUCCUCGCAAGAUCCAGGAACAUUUCGAGGAUUUCUACGAGGAUAUCUACGAGGAACUAAGCAAGUUCGGUGAGAUCGAGAGUCUUAACGUUUGUGAUAACCUCGCCGAUCACAUGAUUGGAAACGUAUAUGCUCAGUUCAGGGAGGAAGAUCAAGCGGCAGCCGCUCUCCAGGCACUUCAAGGAAGGUUUUACUCCGGUCGACCCAUCAUUGCCGAUUUUUCCCCGGUUACCGAUUUCCGUGAAGCCACGUGUCGGCAAUACGAGGAGAAUAACUGUAACCGUGGUGGUUAUUGCAAUUUCAUGCACGUCAAAGUAAUUGGGAGAGACCUUAGAAGGAAACUGUUCGGAAGUUACCGGAAAUACAGAGGACAUCGGAGUAGGAGCAGAAGCGGAAGUCCUCGCCCCCGCCGUGAUAGGGAUCGCGACCGUCACCGUGACCGUGAUGAUAAUCGCGAUAGGAAUGGUCGAAGACCUGAUAGGACUGACCGUGACGCCGGUGGUCGGAGAAAAAAUGGAAGUCCUAAACGAAGCCAUAGUCGAAGCCGAAGCCGAAGCCCUCCACCUGCUAGGGAAGGGAGUGAAGAACGUAGAGCCAGGAUUGAACAAUGGAAUCGAGAAAGGGAAGAGAAGCCAUAAGAGCAAGCUCUUUAGACCACGGUUUGAUCUAUAAUUUUCAUUUCUCUUCCCUUUUUGGUUAUAAUUAUUUAUUUUUCUAAUUUCAGAAAUGUUUUUGUUAUGUUUCUGCAACUUUGGGUAAAACUUAAAUAUUCAUUUCGAGCUAUGCGUGACACCAUUUUAGCUGUUACAAUGUCUUUUUAAAGGGAGUAUCUGUAUCUCUGUUGAAUAGUUUCCUUUUAUUUUUGUCCAUUGUUAAAGAGAUUCAAGCUACUUUAAUAUCAGUUCUUGCUUUAAUUUGCUUACUCAA